Molecule: messenger RNA, 2292 nt
Organism: Eutrema salsugineum
Lineage: Eukaryota; Viridiplantae; Streptophyta; Magnoliopsida; Brassicales; Brassicaceae
Product: probable LRR receptor-like serine/threonine-protein kinase At5g10290
Exons: 11
Coding region: 356-2191 (611 amino acids)
Biological process (GO): protein phosphorylation
Molecular function (GO): protein kinase activity; ATP binding; protein binding
Source: RefSeq, a predicted model, not a curated record
UCGGAUUUUUCUUCAGACAUCGCCAUUAGCGAGAGUGAUGAUAAUUGCGAUUUGCCAAACAAAAGUCUACAGAAAAUUAAUCGAAAAGACAAAAGCUUUUCACUUUCUCUUUCAGCUCUCUCUGUUUUGUUCUCUUGGUUGUAUCUCCCUGAGUGAAUCUUUUGAGCAUCGAUUUUUUUCUUCUUUUUUUUUUGGGUGAAUUUUGGGAUUUUUCUUCUCCGGUACGAGGUUUUGGUUUCAUAUUCUUUCCUUUUGCCGUUGCCUAAAUCGGCCUUAUUCAUGGGAUUUGAGAAAAUUGGUCAUUAAUCGUUCUGGGAAACUGAGCAGAUGGAACAAGCCCAGUUUAUGAGAUGAGAUGUUCAACUUCCAGAAGAUGGCUAUGGUUUUAAUUGUGUUGAUAUUUGCCUGUUUAUUGUCAUUUGUGUCACCAGAUGCUCAAGGGGAUGCGCUGUAUGCGUUGAGGAUAUCGUUACGUGCAUUGCCCAAUCAGCUAAGUGACUGGAACCAGAAUCAAGUGAAUCCUUGCACUUGGUCCCAAGUUAUUUGUGAUGACAAAAACUUUGUCACUUCUCUUACCUUAUCAGACAUGAACUUCUCGGGAACCUUAUCUUCACGAAUAGGAAUCCUUGAAACUCUCAAGACUCUUACGUUGAAGGGGAAUGGAAUCACGGGUGGAAUACCACCAGACUUUGGAAAUCUGACUAGCUUGACCAGUUUAGAUUUGGAGGACAAUCAGCUAAGUGGUAGUAUACCAUCCACUCUUGGUAAUCUCAAGAAACUUCAGUUCCUGACCUUGAGUAGGAACAAACUUAAUGGGACUAUCCCGGAGUCACUCACAGGUCUUCCAAACCUGAUAAAUCUUUUGCUUGAUUCCAAUAAUCUCAGUGGCCAGAUUCCUCAAAGUCUAUUUGAGAUCCCGAAAUACAAUUUCACGGCAAACAACUUAAGCUGUGGUGGUGGUCAACCUCACCCUUGUGUAUCUGAGGUCGCUCACUCAGGUGAUUCAAGAAAGCCAAAAACUGGCAUUAUUGCUGGAGUUGUUGCCGGAGUUACAGUUAUCCUCUUUGGAAUCUUGUUGUUUCUGUUCUGCAAGGAUAGGCAUAAAGGAUAUAAACGUGAUGUGUUCGUGGAUGUUGCAGGUGAAGUGGACAGGAGAAUAGCAUUUGGGCAGCUGAAAAGAUUUGCAUGGAGAGAGCUCCAAUUGGCUACAGAUAACUUCAGUGAAAAGAAUGUGCUCGGUCAAGGAGGCUUUGGGAAAGUUUACAAAGGAGUGCUUCCUGAUAACACCAAAGUCGCUGUCAAGAGAUUGACAGAUUUCGAAAGUCCUGGUGGAGAUGCAGCUUUCCAGAGAGAAGUCGAGAUGAUAAGUGUAGCUGUUCACAGGAAUCUACUGCGUCUUAUCGGCUUCUGCACAACUCAAACAGAACGCCUCUUGGUUUAUCCCUUCAUGCAGAAUCUGAGUCUUGCACAUCGUCUCAGAGAGAUCAAAGCUGGAGACCCGGUUCUUGACUGGGAGACCAGGAAGCGGAUUGCCUUAGGAGCGGCUCGUGGUUUUGAGUAUCUUCACGAACACUGCAACCCGAAGAUCAUACAUCGUGAUGUGAAAGCAGCGAACGUGCUACUAGAUGAAGAUUUUGAAGCAGUGGUUGGUGAUUUCGGUUUAGCCAAGUUAGUAGAUGUUAGAAGGACUAAUGUGACAACUCAAGUUAGAGGAACAAUGGGUCACAUUGCACCAGAGUAUCUAUCAACAGGGAAAUCAUCAGAGAGAACAGAUGUUUUCGGGUAUGGGAUUAUGCUUCUUGAGCUCGUUACAGGACAACGCGCGAUAGACUUUUCGCGUUUGGAGGAAGAAGAUGAUGUCUUGUUGCUUGACCACGUGAAGAAACUGGAAAGAGAGAAGAGAUUGGGAGCGAUUGUAGAUAAGAACUUGGAUGGGGAUUAUAUAAAAGAAGAAGUAGAGAUGAUGAUACAGGUGGCUUUGCUUUGUACACAAGGCUCGCCGGAAGACCGACCAGUGAUGUCGGAAGUUGUACGGAUGUUAGAAGGAGAAGGGCUUGCGGAGAGAUGGGAAGAGUGGCAGAACGUGGAAGUCACGAGACGUCAUGAGUUCGAGCGGUUGCAGAGGAGAUUUGAUUGGGGUGAAGAUUCAAUGCAUAACCAAGACGCCAUUGAAUUAUCAGGUGGAAGAUGACCAAACAUCAAAUCUUCAUUUUACUGUAAAGUUUCCAACUUUUUUGUUGUUUCGUUUAUCUGGUUCGGCGGCGGAAGUGUAUAAUAUGUUUUGUUUCAUUA